Zophobas morio is the source of this 1084-nucleotide messenger RNA. Its product is annotated as ribosomal RNA processing protein 36 homolog. Gene Ontology annotation, biological process: maturation of SSU-rRNA from tricistronic rRNA transcript (SSU-rRNA, 5.8S rRNA, LSU-rRNA). The record is from RefSeq and is a predicted model, not a curated record. Bases 308 to 1084 code for a protein of 258 amino acids. Gene Ontology annotation, cellular component: nucleolus; 90S preribosome. Lineage: Eukaryota; Metazoa; Arthropoda; Insecta; Coleoptera; Tenebrionidae. The transcript has 9 exons.
GAUUAGCUUCUGUUGCAUUCAAAUUAUCCAGGCUAAUUAACUUGGCUACUAACUUCUUACGCGUUGUAUACUUGCAUUACCUGUAGAAGUCGUUGCGAAUUAAGAUAUUGAAAACUCCGUUAUAUGGAAUGAUUCUACAAUCCUACCUUCUUAAACGCUUGUCUUGCGCAAGCAACCAUUCUAGCGCAACCGCUUAGCUCGAAAGGAUGGAACGCCCUGAACGCGCAAAUCCUACUCAACGGUUGAAAGAUCGAGUCCACAGUAAAUCCCACGGAGGACCAAUUUCAAAGGCUUUUCCUCAGUUUACAUGGAUUCAGUUUAUGAAAUUGAAAACUAUAGCGCCUCUCCUAAUUCAGAAGACGAGGUGAAAGUUCCCAAUUUUACUAAAGAGAGCAAUUCCUCUUAUGAAAAGCUUCUGUCAGAAGCCUUAAAAACAACUUCUUUUGAAGAUUUAACAACUUUACAAAAUAAAAUUGGUUCUAAGAAAUUUGAACAAAUUCUUCAAUCUUUGGUUCCUUCUUUGGAGAAGCCUAUUAAGGAUUUUAGCCAACGAAUAAAAGUUCCGAAAUUUAAAAAAAAUAAACCCAUCGAGAUCUCCUCAAAGAAAAAAGUGUCAAAGCAACGCCUUUUAUUACCUUAUAACAAAUCUAAACCACGUGAUCCUCGUUUUGACGAAAAUUGCGGCCAUCAUAAUCAAGAUUUAUGGGAAAAGGCGUAUUCUUUUUUAGACGAGUAUAAGGCUAAAGAAGAAGAAGCGCUGAAGAAAGAAUUGUUGAAAACAAGAAAUCUCCACCGGCGAAAUGAACUACAGAAAAUACUCUCUAAAAAACAACAAGAAGCUAGAAAUAAGCAAGAAAAACUGCGCAAGCAAACUUUUAGAAGAAAUUAUCGUAAAACUGAAGCUGAGCGUGUUAGGAAAGGAAAGAAGCCGUUUUACUUGAAAAACUCUGAAGAAAAAAAGUUAUUACUACUACAAAAAUAUAAUGAGUUAAAAGAAAAAGGAAAACUGGAAGAAUAUUUAUCCAAAAGAAGACAGAAACACGCUUCAAAAGACCGCAAGUUUGUGCCAUCGGAAAGAAGAUGA